AUGAAAACAGGAAGACAAACAACCCAAUGGGAAAAACCCCUAUUCGGACAAAGGGCCGAUGUCACGAAUACGCGAAAGCUUAACUAAAUGUAUGUUUCGAUGAUUUUUAGAGAAAACAGCAGAUCGUCUUAGAUAAGAGAGCUAAGAAUUAAAAUCCCAAAAUCUCAAUCUGAAGGUAUGAGACCGAGAGUCAGAAAUUGUGGAACAGCUGGCCUGAAUCGAAACCAAAAGUUACUUCAGACUCUCAAGGAAGAGUCGAGCCAAAGGAGAGCGAAUUAUUCAGGAGUCUCAAGUAUGUCGACUGGAACGACCAACUCAGGUUGCAGUAAAGAGAUGUAUGAACUCGUGGUACUCUCCGAUGGACACAGCGUUGUGGCCGUUGUACGUAAACUACAUAAAGGAUGCAGAAGCAAAAUUGCAAUGGACAAAAGAUUUCUUGAGGGCCAAAAGAAACGGUUUAACCAUCGACCCGUUGGCUCUUGGGAAUUCUGUUGGCAAGGUCAGUUCAUAAUCGUCAAGAUAAUGUCAGAAGGGGGAGGAUUUCGGGAUGCGAAAGUGCUAGAGAAAUCCAAGGUGAACGAAAUGAAUCUUACUGGAGUGAAGACCACGUUCGCUCCUCCUGUACCCUUCUCAUCACCUUUGAGAGUCAGUGUGAGCGUGGAAAACGAGCAGGAUGUCAAGCUUCUUUACACGGGAAUGCGGACUGUUGAGUCACCAGCACCACCGACUACCAAAAUGGGCGGACGAACUCCUGUGGAACACACUGACACUCCCGUUGAAUACCAAGUAACUCAUCAGCAAGUGGCCGUGCCAGGAAUACGUAAUUGCAUGUUCCUCAUAUUACUAUAUUAUUGUUACCUUAAUUGGCGACGAAUGAACUCGUCAUGAUGGUAAAUUUUGGAUGCAAUAAUGCAUCGUGAAUACUAAUUGGAGCUCUAAUAGGACAGUGUAAGAAGAUUAUUAGAGGGACAGUCGCGUCAUAUUGUAUGGUAUUGUAAUCUUUAUUUAGACACGAUCAAUUCAUCAGCCUAUAAAAAUACAUAUCACAUACGCUAAGAUAUUUAAA
Stylophora pistillata is the source of this 1066-nucleotide messenger RNA. RefSeq lists its product as uncharacterized. The record is from RefSeq and is a predicted model, not a curated record. Lineage: Eukaryota; Metazoa; Cnidaria; Anthozoa; Scleractinia; Pocilloporidae.